Molecule: messenger RNA, 2163 nt
Organism: Esox lucius (northern pike)
Lineage: Eukaryota; Metazoa; Chordata; Actinopteri; Esociformes; Esocidae
Product: nascent polypeptide-associated complex subunit alpha
Exons: 9
Coding region: 150-2066 (638 amino acids)
Biological process (GO): protein targeting to membrane
Cellular component (GO): cytoplasm; nascent polypeptide-associated complex
Source: RefSeq, a predicted model, not a curated record
CUCACAUGUUAGGUCGUUUUCUUAAAUACUUGUUUCAGUUGAACGUUAGUUACGAAGGAAUUAAUCCUUUAUAGUUACCGUCUCAUUAUGUUUCGCUAACAAGCUUGCUAAUGUGUUAGCGCCGCGAUUCACUGCGUCGACACCAACACAUGCCAGGGGAAACCACCACAGAGACAGUCCCAGCUAUGGAGCAAGAGGAGCUCCAACAGCCACAGGCAGAGACAGUGUUGGGAGUCGUUGGAAGUUGUAUGGGCAGACCACAGGCAACCAAUGAAAUGGCUGAUCAAAGCAUUGUGACUCCCAAAGCAGUUCAAUAUCCCACUGAAAUGGUUGAGGACAAGCUGAAUAAAAAAGCAAUUGCAAGCCCUGUCCAUAAAGAACCAAAAACCCAAGGCCUGUCAGCUGCUGUGUCAGAUAAAGACACAAUCACCGUUGCAGUAGAAAAGCUAUCUGUUGAAGUGUCAGGCUUUGCUGUUGAAGAACAAGCUGGUCAAGUACGUAACGUUCUCAAAGCCACUGCAGAAGAGCAAGAAACUGCUUCAGAAAAUUUGACUGCAACUAUGGCCACAGAAGUUGCCUCUAUUUUUGAAGCACCGAACGCUGCUGUUGACAACCAAGCUAUUCAAGAGAAGCCAGGUCCUGAGGUUUCCACAGGGGAGCAAGAAGCUGCUUCAGAAUAUCUAACGGCAAUGGCAGCCCCAGAAGAUGCCUCUGUUGAAGCACUAGAGGCUGCUGUUGAAGACCAAGCAAUUCGAGAGAAGCCAGGUCCUGAGGUUUCCACAGGGGAGCAAGAAGCUGCUUCAGAAUAUCUAACGGCAAUGGCAGCCCCAGAAGAUGCCUCUGUUGAAGCACUAGAGGCUGCUGUUGAAGACCAAGCUAUUCGAGAGAAGCCAGGUCCUGAGGUUUCCACAGGGGAGCAAGAAGCUGCUUCAGAAUAUCUAACGGCAAUGGCAGCCCCAGAAGAUGCCUCUGUUGAAGCACUAGAGGCUGCUGUUGAAGACCAAGCUAUUCGAGAGAAGCCAGGUCCUGAGAUUUCCACAGGGGAGCAAGAAACCGCUUCACAAAGCCUGACUGCAGCUGUGGCCCUAGAAGUUGCAUCUGUUGUUGAAGCACUUGAGGCUACUUUUGAAGACCAAGCUAUUCAAGAGAAGCCAGAUCCUGAGGUUUCCACUGAGGAGCAAGAAACCGCUUCAGAAUAUCUGACGGCAAUGGCAGCCCCAGAAGUUGCCUCGGUUGUUGAAGCACCUGAUGCUUCUCUUGAAGACCAAGCUACUCGAGAGAAGCCAGGUCCUGAGGUUUCCACAGGGGAGCAAGAAACCACUUCACAAAGCCUGACUGCAACUGCGACACCUGAAGUGGCUGAAACCUCUGAGGUUGUUCAGGUUGCAGCCCAGCAGAAUGAAAGAGCUACUCAGAGUGAGGAACCCAAGCGGAAGAUCCAGACUAACGCAGCAGUUAAUGGUCAUUCCAGGUCCUUUGCAAUACAUUCAGGGUCGGGAACAGAUUCUGACAGUGACGAGUCCGUACCUGACCUGGAGGAGCAGGACCCAACCCAGACUCAGCAGGCCCAGCUGGCUGCAGCAGCAGAGAUCGAUGAGGAACCAGUCAGCAAAGCCAAACAAAGCAGAAGUGAAAAGAAAGCAAGAAAGGCCAUGUCCAAGCUGGGUUUACGUCAGGUAACUGGUGUUACCAGGGUUACCAUCCGAAAGUCCAAGAACAUUCUGUUUGUCAUCCCCAAGCCAGAUGUCUACAAGAGCCCUGCCUCUGACACAUACAUCGUCUUUGGAGAGGCCAAGAUUGAAGACCUGUCCCAACAAGCACAGCUGGCAGCAGCGGAGAAGUUUAAGGUUCAAGGAGAAGACCGAACAUCUAGUAUCCAGGAAAACACACAGACACCCACAGUACAGGAGGAGAGUGAAGAGGAAGAGGUUGACGAGACUGGCGUGGAGGUCAAGGACAUUGAACUGGUCAUGUCACAAGCCAACGUGUCUCGGGCAAAGGCUAUACGAGCGCUCAAGAACAAUAACAAUGACAUUGUCAACGCCAUCAUGGAGCUGACCAUGUAGACACCAGAACUGUGAGGAUCAUGUCAAGUCCAGCAUUUAUCCCUUAAAAAUGUCAUCCAUUUCAUUCCUAGAAUUAAAAUAUAACUUUGUGAACUAA